GAGGCGAUGGUUUGAGAUGAAGAAGUCAGCUGAUCUCUAGAUACAAAUGUCAUCCACUCAGAAAUUUACAGCGCAUCGUCUUCAGAUUAAGAGAGUGAUACUUGACAGUGAGAUGCAUGAUUUCAGAGAUUAAUUGGCUAGUACAGGAAGAAUAUAGAACAAGAACAAGCAAGCACCACUACACAACUUGAAGAAGAAGAAGAAGAAGAAAAAGAAGAAAGAAAGUAAAGGUUGAAUACUAAUAUGUCUGCGUCUUCUUCAGCUCCUUUCUUUGAAAUUAGAGAAGAAGAUCAAAACCAGAUGAAGUUGCAGCAUUCCUCAACACCAACUUCAUCUUCAGCUCCAGCUCCACCAACCCAGAAGAAAAAGAGAAACCAACCUGGAACACCAAAUCCAGAUGCGGAGGUGAUAGCACUAUCUCCCAAGACCCUAAUGGCAACAAACAGGUUCAUAUGUGAGGUGUGCAAUAAAGGGUUUCAAAGGGAGCAAAACCUACAACUCCACAGAAGAGGACACAACCUGCCUUGGAAGCUAAAGCAGAAGACUACAAAAGAAGUGAAGAGGAAGGUUUAUUUGUGCCCUGAGCCCACAUGCGUCCACCAUGACCCUUCUAGAGCUCUUGGUGACCUUACUGGCAUCAAAAAACAUUACUCUAGAAAACAUGGUGAGAAGAAAUGGAAGUGUGAGAAGUGUUCUAAGAGAUAUGCUGUUCAAUCUGAUUGGAAAGCUCAUUCAAAAACUUGUGGUACUAGAGAAUACAGAUGUGAUUGUGGUACUCUUUUUUCAAGGCGUGACAGUUUUAUCACUCAUAGAGCCUUCUGUGAUGCACUGGCUCAAGAAAGUGCAAGACACCCACCCAGUUUGAGCACCAUUGGCAGCCAUUUAUACGGAAGUAGCAACAUGGGCUUAGGCUUAUCUCAAGUGGGUCCUCAAAUUUCAUCAAUAAAAGACCAAAAUGCUCAAUCGAAUGACAUUUUACGACUCGGUGGUGGCUCACGGUCAACGCAAUUUGACCAUCUCCUUCCUCCAUCCAUCGGUUCUUCAUCAUCAUUUCGACCACAACAGACCAUGACUUCACCUGCCUUUUUCAUGCAAGAAUCAAGCCAGAAUUACCAUGACGAACACCAAUCUCAGCAAGGCUUGCUGCCAAACAAACCAUUCCAUGGAUUAAUGCAGUUUCCGGAUCUUCCAAACAACACAAAUAACCCACCCUCCUCAGGCAACCUCUUCAACCUCAGCUUCCUCUCCAACAGUAGCACUACUAGCAGCUUAAAUAACAGCAACAACGCUAACAACACCAAUGGCAAUCUGCAAUCUUCAAGUUUAUUGAUCCCCGGUCACUUCAGCAACGAGAAUGGCACUGCUGGUGGUGGUGUUGAAGGGUCCAACGUGUUCUCAAACAACCUAAUCAAUGAUCAAAUUAGCUCCGGCGUCCCUUCCCUUUUCAGUUCAUCAGUUCAAAGCGAAAACAUAGUCCCUCAUAUGUCCGCCACAGCACUGCUCCAAAAGGCUGCUCAAAUGGGUUCUAGUUCAAGCAAUAAUACGGCGUCAUUACUAAGGAGUUUCGGCAGCCCUUCUUCAAGCGAUAACAAGGCCAACUUCAGCGGCAUUUUUGGCGAAAAUGACAACAAUCUUCAUGACUUAAUGAACACAUUUGCCAGUGGUAAUUCUUCAAUUUUCGGAACUGGGUCUGGAGAAGUGAAUGCAUACGGUAGCGGACAUGCGCAAGAUCAAAAUCCUUAUGGCGGAUACAAUCCAAACAGAACUAAUAUAGACUCGGAUAAACGUUUUAGCAACAUGGAUGAAGCGAAAUUGCACCAAAAUCUGAAUGCGGGGAUUGGUGGGUCUGAUAGAAUGACAAGAGACUUUCUUGGAGUGGGGCAAAUUGUGAGAAGCAUGAGUGGAGGAUUUUCUCAAAGGGAAAAGCAACAACCACAACAUCAACAUGGAAUUGAUGUGAGCUCCUUGGAUUCAGAGAGAAAUAUGGGAGCAGCGCCGACAAGCCAAUCUUUUGGAGGAGGUGGGAGUUUUCAGUCAAGAAAAGGAUGAGUUAAAGUACAGUUCGAUGAAGAUGCAUUCAACUUGCUGCAUGAGAAGGAAACUUCUCGUAUUCAGCUAGAUCUUUCAAGACGAAGGAGUUUUCUAGUACUUCACCAAGCACAUCAGCUUAAGUUUCUUCGAGCCGUGUUUUCUUUUGGUUGCUCUCAAGUGUACGCGGGGUUUUGAUAAAUCCCUGUUUAAACGCCUGAACUUUCUAAUAUUUUAGAUAUAUGGUGGCAUAGUACAGUCCAUUUUGUUUGUUUUUCGUCAAUGUGUUACUUAAUGCAGCAAUAGUUACAAGUUUUGCAGA
Pistacia vera is the source of this 2350-nucleotide messenger RNA. Its product is annotated as protein indeterminate-domain 5, chloroplastic-like. Gene Ontology annotation, molecular function: DNA-binding transcription factor activity. The transcript is spliced from 5 exons. Lineage: Eukaryota; Viridiplantae; Streptophyta; Magnoliopsida; Sapindales; Anacardiaceae. Gene Ontology annotation, cellular component: nucleus. The record is from RefSeq and is a predicted model, not a curated record. The coding region runs from base 244 to 2049 and encodes 601 amino acids.